CCCGCCCCGGCUGCGAUCCGCUAGCGGGGCCGCGGGUCCGCCCGCGCCGCUCCGCGCCGCACCGCGGGGCCAUGAGCUUCUUCGGGUUCGGGCAGAGCCCGGAGCUGGAGCUGGUGCUGAGCGACGCCGAGAGCCGGCGGCGGGUGGAGCACAAGACGGAGGAAGGCAAGAAGGAGAAAUACUUCCUCUUCUACGACGGCGAGACCACCGUGUCGGGGCGGGUGGUGCUCACCCUCAAGAACCCCAACAAGCGGCUGGAGCACCAGGGCAUCAAAGUGGAGUUCAUCGGGCAGAUCGAGCUCUACUAUGACCGAGGGAACCACCACGAGUUCGUGUCCCUGGUGAAGGACCUGGCCAGACCUGGGGAAUUCACUCAAUCACAGACAUUUGACUUUGAGUUCACUCACGUGGAGAAACCCUACGAGUCCUACACGGGGCAGAACGUGAAGCUACGGUAUUUCCUCCGUGCCACCGUGAGCCGCCGGCUGAACGACGUGGUCAAGGAGAUGGACAUCGUUGUGCACACCCUGAGCACCUACCCCGAGCUCAACUCCUCCAUCAAGAUGGAGGUGGGCAUUGAGGACUGCCUGCACAUCGAGUUCGAGUACAACAAGUCCAAGUACCAUUUAAAAGAUGUGAUUGUGGGGAAGAUCUACUUCCUGCUGGUGCGGAUCAAGAUCAAGCACAUGGAGAUAGACAUCAUCAAGAGGGAGACGACGGGCACGGGCCCCAACGUGUACCACGAGAACGACACCAUAGCCAAAUACGAGAUCAUGGAUGGGGCACCUGUGAGAGGAGAGUCCAUUCCCAUCAGGCUCUUUCUGGCUGGCUAUGAGCUGACUCCAACCAUGAGGGACAUCAACAAGAAGUUCUCUGUGCGUUAUUACCUCAAUCUGGUGCUGAUAGAUGAGGAGGAGAGACGCUACUUCAAACAGCAGGAGGUGGUGCUGUGGAGGAAAGGGGACAUCGUGAGGAAGAGCAUGUCGCACCAGGCCGCCAUCGCGUCGCAACGCUUUGAGGGCACGUCCUCGCACGGCGAGGCCAAGGCGGCCGGGCCGGCAGCGGAGAACAACGGGCGGCAGUGAGCCCGGG
This is a messenger RNA of Ficedula albicollis (Collared flycatcher), 1092 nucleotides long. It is a transcript of the gene VPS26B, whose product is annotated as VPS26 retromer complex component B. NCBI's taxonomy places the organism in Eukaryota, Metazoa, Chordata, Aves, Passeriformes, Muscicapidae. Bases 72 to 1085 code for a protein of 337 amino acids. The transcript is spliced from 7 exons. Gene Ontology annotation, cellular component: endosome; retromer complex. The record is from RefSeq and is a predicted model, not a curated record. Gene Ontology annotation, biological process: retrograde transport, endosome to Golgi; intracellular protein transport.